Messenger RNA from Aethina tumida (small hive beetle), 2645 nucleotides. Its product is annotated as proteoglycan Cow. NCBI's taxonomy places the organism in Eukaryota, Metazoa, Arthropoda, Insecta, Coleoptera, Nitidulidae. Gene Ontology annotation, biological process: establishment of protein localization to extracellular region. Gene Ontology annotation, molecular function: calcium ion binding; protein binding. The transcript has 10 exons. The record is from RefSeq and is a predicted model, not a curated record. Bases 165 to 1700 code for a protein of 511 amino acids.
ACGGGCAGACGGUUCAAAAAGUGUGAGUGCGGUGUCGCGGACGGACGUCGUUUCGGUCCAUAGGUGCAUCGGUGUUACACCGUGUUGUUUACUGCGGAUCGCGCCGGCCUUUGUAAAAUUUUUUCCGACUGUCUGUGAGUGCGACGCUGGGUACGACUGGGACGAUGAGGGCUGCGCUCGUGAUGCUGAUCGUGGCCGCCGUGGUUUUCAGUGGCGAGGCCAAGAGGAAAAGGAAGUUCGAGGGCGACUUCGAGUUCGCCGAAGAGGACGACAGUAAAUCUACAAAAGCUGGCGAGAAGAAGCGAUGGAUACACGAUCCUUCAAGUGACCUUUGCAGACCACUGAGCUGCAAGAAAAAAGAGAUCUGCCUGCUGGAGGAUACUUUCACGGCGGUCUGCGUAUCGCGAAAGGAACUCAAAAAGAACGGCGACAUCGUGAUACCGAAGCCGGUGGCGAAGACGGAAGAACCGAAAGACGAGGAGGAAGAUGACGAUGUGUUUUACGACACGGAAGACGAUCCUGAAGAAGAGGCCGGAGAUGAUGAAGGGUUAUGUAAGCCUUGCCCGGUCGUAAAGCCGACGUUCCUGUGUGGCUCGGACAACAGGACGUACAGCUCUCUCUGUCGCCUGGACUACCACAAUUGUAUCCACCGCACGUCGAUAAAGGUUGGAUGCAAGGGAUUCUGUCCGUGUAAAGAGAACGAGGCGCACCUCAGGAAAAAGCAGCGACAGUCUGAGAGAUUGAACUCGUUCAUGAAUAAAUAUAAAGCCACUUUGGAUAAAAGCGGAACGGCGGUGGGUUCCAUUAAUGGCGCGAAACCGGCCCAGCCUCCGUCCCUUAAAUCCGACGUGUACACCUUCACCCCGCAGGACUUCAAGUACGAGAACAAACACUACAAGUACAUCAAGUAUACCAAGUACAAUAAGGACAAUAACAACAUCCUGUACACGGACGACAAAGAGCGUCUUCGGGGCUACAAUGAAGUUACCGACAAUAAAAUUUACAAUAACCCAAUCGGAUCGUUUGACCCGACCAUUCCAGCGUCUAAACAAUGUUCACCAGUCGCCCUGCAGGCCAUGGGCAACCGUCUGCUCGAUUGGUUCUCCGUCGUCAUGCAGGACUCGUCCAACCGAAGAAGGCCCAGAAACAAAUCAAAAGCCCAUUUCCCUCCAGCUUGCAAGACGGAAGUCAGGUGGAUGUUCCAACACUUGGACAACAAUGGUGAUUCGAGACUGUCUUUGGAGGAACUGUACGAUUUGGAACACGACCAGAGCGAGGUGUGUCUCAAACCCUUCUUGCAACAGUGCGACGUGGACAGAGACGUGGUGGUCACACCUUCCGAAUGGUGCAGAUGCUUCCAGAGGACGGAGAGACCUUGCGCAGCAGUCAAACGCAAAAUCACUCCAGAUCUCUUAGGAGUUUACGUGCCGGAUUGCGACAGCCAAGGAUACUACAAACCCGUACAAUGCCACAACGCAAUAGGAAUGUGUUGGUGCGUGGACAAACAUGGAGUCGAGUUUGCCAACACGCGCACUCAUUCCAAACCAAAUUGCGAAUCCAUAAUCAACACAGCGAACGAAAUCUCUAAACAGACGGCGGUGCAGACAAACAACAAUUUGGCAGAGUCGAGUGAUGACGAAGAUGGUGAUGAUGUGAGCCAGGAUAUCGAGGGUAGCGCAGAUCACCAAGAUGAUUAUUAACUAGUUGAAGCCCCAUUCGAAAACUAGUAUAUUGCCUGUUACUUUAACUUACUUUAUAUGGCUUUCAUAUUUUUUAUAUUAAAUAAAAACUUCCUGAUGUUAGAGUCUGUGUAAUAUAAUAUAUUUCAUUUUUAUAUACCUCAAAUUAUGGGUAUAAAGUGUAGUAGGCAAUAUCGUUUUAUUUUUUAAAUAAAUGCUUUACAUUUAAGAUACUUACAUUCCACAGUUGCCAUUACCUUAAUUUUAACUUUUAUACAUGAUACUGUUUUAGUUGUGUUUCUUAAAGUUUAUUAUUGUAUAUAAUUCAUUUUUAUAUUUCUUUUAGUAUUUUUAAAUCAAAAUUGUGUCAUUAAGCAACAUCAAUCUAACACUUCACACAAUAGUUUGUGUUGAUUGCUGAGGUUUAAAAGCAUAAAAACUUUAAUUAAGUGAUGCAAUAUUUAGUUGUAUAAUUUCAUUUAGUACUUGAUUUAAUGCUGAUUGGAUUUAGGUAGAAAUAGUACUUACAAUGCCACAUGCUUCAUGUUCGUGCCGUCUUUAAAACAUAAUAUUAUGCAUUUAUGUACUAGAUAUAUUGAAAUAAUUGUUAAAUUAGAAAUUAUUUAUGUGAUUUUUGAUGUCCAGUUUAAUAAGUUAGAUAAUAUACAAAAUAUUAUUUUUAAUAGUUGUAGAAGAAAAUUAUAUUCAAAGAAUGUAUUCGUUUAUAUGUUAAAAAAACCAAAUAGUGCUGUGUACAUAAGAAAGGUACUAUUUACAUAGAACUGGCAUUUGAUAUGCAGAUAUACAGUUUCAGUUACAGAUCAUUUUUUGUAAGUGCUGAACUUUGGUUUAGCAAAUAUGUAAUCGUAAACUUGUAAUAAAAAACAUACGUCAUAUGCACUCAUACACAUUCAUAUGUAUUUAUUGUAUGUUUUUAACAUAUUUAAUAAAACUUAGACCUCUUAA